AUGUUUCGACUGUGUUUCGCUUCUAUGGGUAACAUGGCCACUAAGGCCAAGGAGGAGAACGGGAAUGUUCCCAACGGCAUCUCCUGCGAAAAUUGCAGCAGCUGCUCUUGCAGGUCAACUACACAGAGGGUUAUCGUUGGUGGUGCGAAGUUCAGCAAGCGAAUGGAGUACCUUCGAGAUCCGCGCAUUGCCAGGGGACUGUCGUUCUCAGUUCGCGAUCGCGAAUCAAUGUCGGUCAAGGGCCUGCUACCUCCGGCGGUGAGGACAACCGAACUCGAGAUGAAAGCUGUCCUCCUCAACUUGAGCUUGUAUUCCACGCCUCUCGCCAAGUACUGCUAUCUGAGGGAACUUCACGAUUACAACGAGAAGCUCUUCUUCCGGGUUAUGAAAGAUCACACCGAGAUGCUCAUGCCUCUGGUGUACACCCCGACCGUCGGCGACGCUUGUCUGAAGUAUUCCCUCAUCUUCAGGAGGCCAAAAGGUCUCUUCAUCUCUAUCAAGGACAAGGGCAAGGUGAGCGAGGUCCUCGCCAAUUGGCCCGAGAAAGAGGUUGAAAGCAUCGUCGUGACCGACGGUGAACGCAUUCUCGGCCUCGGUGAUCUCGGAGCCAACGGCAUGGGUAUACCUGUCGGCAAGCUCGCUCUGUACACGGCUCUUGGUGGUAUCCCUCCCGAGAAGACCCUACCCAUCACAUUGGAUGUCGGAACAAACAACGAAAGCAACCUCAAUGACCCGUUGUACAUCGGACUGAAGGAGAAACGUGUCCGCGGGAAACUCUACGAAGAGUUCGUCGAAGAGUUCAUGCAGGCCGCGGUCAAGCGUUUCGGGAAAACUUGCUUAAUCCAAUUCGAGGACUUCGGGAACGCGAACGCUUUCAGCUUGUUGGCCAAGUACAAGAACUCGUACUGCACUUUCAACGACGACAUCCAGGGAACAGCUGCCGUCGCCGUGGCUGGGCUCAUCGCGUCUUUGAGAAUCACUGGACGCUCGCUCCAAGAUCAGGUUGUCCUGUUCCAGGGAGCCGGGGAAGCGGCACUGGGUAUCGCCGAUCUUCUCUGCCAAGCCAUGGUCAAGGAGGGUAUCACGGACAAGGAGGCCGCUUCGAAAAUUUGGAUGCUUGAUUCUAGAGGGCUGCUGUGCUUCGAACGUCCCGACGAAAUGAACGACCAUAAACUUAAGUACUCCAAGGAGUCGCCGUUGACGAAAGACCUCCACGAACUGGUCAAGAGGGUGAAACCGACAAUCCUCAUCGGAGCCUCGGCUCAAACCAAUGCGUUCAACGCACAGAUCCUCCAGAACAUGCUCGAAUUUUCCUCAAGACCUGUAAUUUUCGCCCUCUCAAAUCCAACUAUCAAGGCGGAAUGCACCGCUGAAGACGCCUUCGUGCAUACCAAGGGAAAAUGCGUGUUCGCUUCGGGAUCGCCUUUUCCUCCAGUCACCUACGAGGGUAAGACCUACUACCCUGGCCAGGGCAACAAUGCCUACAUUUUCCCCGGAAUCGCCCUUGCCGCAAACGCGUGUAAAGCAACUCGUAUCGACGAUGAGGUUUUCCUCAUAACUGCCAAGACGGUGGCGGAAAUGGUGUCACAGGCGGAUCUCGACGAAGGUCGAGUGUAUCCGCCUCUUUCGAAAAUCCAAGACGUAUCGUUCAAGAUCGCUGUCGCGUUGGCCCAGUACUUCUUCGACACGGGAGUGGCCACCGUAUCGCCCCAGCCCAAAGACAUGGAAAGCUUCAUCAGAAGCAAACAGUACGAUUUUAGCUAUCCUGGAACCGUGAAACUGAAUAAGUAGUUCGAUGCGAAUAGGGGCGAAUGUUUACCGAGCGAGGAUCACGUUACCGAAGCAAUGAAUUAUUGACACAUGUUGCGUUUCAACAUUAUACUGGCCAUCCUACUGUCUCCGGCUCCUGUUGUUUUGUACUUGUCGCGGCGCAGAAGGCGCUUCUGUGGAAGCCGCGAGCUUCCAUCCGAUGGUUCCGUUGAUUAGAUCGUCGUGUAAAUAAUUUCGAGCGAAAACGAUUCGAGUAGCGAGUAGAAUAAACUCCCGAUCCCAACGCGGAGCGCGACCCUCUAGAAGCUUGACGCUGAGACUCACCGAAAGUCUUUCUUGAACCGAUUGUAUUGGGACGAGAGUUUUGUCCGAGGUUUCGCUGAAAUCUUUCCCCCUGAGUGUUGUGAAGAAUUUUAAGCCGGCAAUGGGUAGGGUGGAGCGGACUUGGGAGCACAUGCAGAAGCCAUGCAGGCUCCUCGUUCACAAGCAGUCGGAUUCAAUAUUUAUCGCUAACAUUAGCUGCGACCUUGCGGUCUGAUGAUGUUUAAAAAUGACUUGGUCAAAAUUAUUCGUUGAUAUAUGCCCUCGUUAUCCUCGACUCCUCAAAUUUACGUUGUCGUUGAAUUAUUCUCUGAGAAUGUGUGUUUAUAUCGCCUGACCUAAAAAUAAAUCUACACCCACUA
Molecule: messenger RNA, 2453 nt
Organism: Galendromus occidentalis (western predatory mite)
Lineage: Eukaryota; Metazoa; Arthropoda; Arachnida; Mesostigmata; Phytoseiidae
Product: NADP-dependent malic enzyme
Exons: 8
Coding region: 1-1791 (596 amino acids)
Biological process (GO): pyruvate metabolic process; malate metabolic process
Cellular component (GO): mitochondrion
Molecular function (GO): NAD binding; malate dehydrogenase (decarboxylating) (NADP+) activity
Source: RefSeq, a predicted model, not a curated record